Molecule: messenger RNA, 1606 nt
Organism: Paramuricea clavata
Lineage: Eukaryota; Metazoa; Cnidaria; Anthozoa; Malacalcyonacea; Plexauridae
Source: the annotation of a GenBank genome assembly
AUGGCAGGAAUAUUUGAACAAAGCCCUGCUGUUACACCAUCCCCCACAACACAUUCUUCUUCGGGAUCGGUGACGGUACGUUUCAUCUUUGAUACCUGUUUCUCAUCUAGGAGGGGGGCAUUGGGGGGGGGGGGGGUAUUUAAUACUGUAAUACGUCAAGCAAAUUUUGUCAAUAACCGCUGUUUUUGAGUCCAAAAUUGCAAAUACUGCGUACCGCAAGAUUUCCAAUAUCGUAAUACCGCAAUUUUUCAAGGGAAAUACCGAAAUACUGUAAGAAAAAUAAGCUAAUACCGCCAUACUGUAAAUCCCAAUCCCCCCCCCCCCUUUAGUUAACAAAGAACAGUUCAGAUCUAAUCAAGCUUUUCUGUUAAAUUUUAGUAAUUCCCUGCAUGUAGCUAAUUUUAUGUAAUACUCAUUAAUUAACCCAUUAUUAAGCUGCAGAGUUCCCCAUUGACGAGUGAAAUUGUCUGGCAUUAGACAAGUAAAAAAAGUAGGGCGCACUGGGGCGCCUUGCGGCUCAAUGGGUUGACUAGUGACAUUGUCAGAUUUUUUGGUUAAUUAAGCUGCAAAGGUUCCCCAUUGACGAGUAAAAUUGUCUGGCGUUAGACCAGUAAAAAAGAUAGGGCACAUUGCAGCUCAGUGGGUUAAGUUGCAAUAUUGCAUCCUAAUGUGCCCAGCACUAAUUAUUAUAAUUUUACCCUGUCUGAUGCCAAAUGAUUUGCAGAUCAUCAAAGGGAGAACGCGCUCUGGUACUCAGAGGGUUUAUAUAAACAUAAAAUUUGAAGUACAUGUGUUUGCAUAUGAUUUUUGUUAGGGAUUUGAUUGGCCUUUGUCGUGGAACAGUCAUGCCCAAGGACAGCUUUUAAGAUCUGUUGUAAGUAUUGAAGUGUUAAUUACUUUGGUGCAGGCAUAGUGGGAUGUUUAAAUUAAAUAUGGGAUUUUUCUGCUCUUGCUUUUAAACAUGUACAAACUUCUUCAGGUGAAUCAGAAUGGUGGUAAAAAUAUGAUUAUAGUAUUAUUAAUUUUCUAGUCAGAUCAUCUAGCUACGCCAACAUCUAGAAGACAACAGGACAACCCGUUGUUCAAUAAAUGGCGUACUGCACUGCGUUGCAAACAAAAUGUUGGCACGCAGGAAUGGAUAAACUGCAAACAGUCACCUUGUGUACAACUUCGCGAUGAGCUACAUCACUUGCUUGAGUGUCGUUAUCGUCACAUUGGUGGCUGCAAGAACAGGUGUAUACAUUUGAGAGAGGAGCUCCAAAAAUAUCGGGAACUCUUACCAAAAUAUCCAACAAUCACAGAUGAGCAACUACAGGCUAGGUUUGUUCAUUUUUCAUUUAGUUGUAUCUCCUGUACACGUCUGACUGUCGGAGAGUUGAUACUUCAAUUCACCUGAUCUUCAUUUGUUCAUAGGCAAAUUCUCGAAAGUGACGAGCUACAAGCCAAGUUACAAGCAUUAACAAUACACAAUUAUGUCAGAAAUUGUACCUAUUCUCCGACUUCGCCUAAUGUAGAAGAACCUUUUCAGUUGUUUGCUAAAAAAGGGCGGGGAAAUGAAGAUCAAGAGAGUUUGGUGCGUGUUGAGGAACUGAUACCCCUUGAUCAG